UGGCUUAGUACUUUCUGAAAAUACAGCAAGGAAAGGACUGUGCCCUUGGAGCAGCUGCUCUGAGGGGGGCACCAAGGCUAUGAACAAUUGUCCUGCCAUACACACAUGACUUUAGUCAUUGCUUGUCAUGGUUUGUGUGAGCUGAAAUGUUAAUUUACAGCUUGCUCUGCUCUAUGAGCAUGGUGAAGAUCUGCCUCUGGGCUCCUCAGGACCUGCCACAGCCUACCAUAUGCUCAGGUAGAGAUCCACAUGGCUGCAGAGACCAUCCUAGAAACCCCUGACAUCUUGGUGAGCUCAGCCUGCAGCAAGCUGGGCUCAGCCUGCAUUCACAAAAGGAGCACAGAGAUGUUGUUAAAAUGGAGCAUCACCUGGGCUGUUGCUAGACUUGCAAGACAUCGCAGCCUCAGUUGGGAAGGCACUGGGAGGCAGUUAGGGAGCGGCACCAAAAUGUGUUGAGUCACUUUCUAUUGAAAAGGUUUCAAAUCCCCUGCAGAGGAGUCUUUUGAGUGAAAUAACACACUUUGUUAACUCUUAAAAAACCAACAUGGUUCACAGGUUUUGUUUCUGUUGGUAGUGUCUUACCCACCCCGUCAAUGGAGUUGAGACCAAUAUGAGAAAUCAUCUUCUGAGUUUUAGUUUUUCCACAGGGCUAAACCACUUGGUUGGUUGGGUGAAAAAAUCACUGAAAAGAAGUAUCCAUUCUCUAAAUCCCUAUCUCUGCCAGUAGUCAUUACAAUCCAUAACAAGGGAAAUACUAAGAGACAGUCAGAGGUUUCUCUGUAGAAAUUCUUGUCAACGCAUUAAAAAUGAGAUCUGUUGUUAUGGAUUGACUCAAUAAGAGGUUGGGUUUGCCAGCAGGCAUGAAAACCCGGUGUGAAAAUCCCUGCCAUUCAGGCCAGCCCUUUUUUAUGGUGCCUUACUCUAACUGUUUUGAGUCUUGCAUCUUUUCUGCAUUCUUAGCAUUGCUCUCCUUAGAGAGGGAAUGGUAGCUUUUGCUCCGUAACUCUUAUGAAAGCAUGAAUACACUUUAAAAGCAAACAAAACCAAAAAUCAGCAUAAAGCAGCGUCUUGUUUGGGAAGCCAUCAAUGCUUGAAGUUAUUUACAAGAUAGAAGAAUGAUGGAAAUUGAACCAAACCUAUCGUCUUUUGAAUUUCCAGGAGACAAAAAGUUGCAGAGGGAAAAGUCAGAAAAGAAUGUGGAAAAUCAAGAGGACAUGAGGGGUCCACUCCAGCUCACUGCCUUAAAGCAAGGGAAGAGCCCCUACAAGCGCAGCUGUGACGAGGGGGAAUCCCACCCCCAAACAAAGAAGAAGAAGAUUGAUCUCAUAUUCAAAGAUGUUGUAGAGGCUUCCUUGGAGUCUGCCAAAUUUGAAGACAACCAGUUAGCAACAACUGUGCCACUUUCCAUCAGAAAAGCAUCUAAAUACCAGGCUGAAGACAUCUUUGAGAGGUGUGGCAGUGCCAUGCAGCACAGCUCCCUGAAUCUCAGCAGAAGCCGGAGUGAGGGGGAAUGGAAGGUCCCCCACGGUUCCUCUUUCAGCUCAGCCAAAGAGAUGGGCAUCCUUGAAGAUGAGGAAGAAGAGCCCCUGUCACUCAAAGCAGACAGCCCAACUGAGCUGUCACUGGCCUCUUCACAAGGCAAUUCCCAUGAAAUCCCCACCACCUCCUUCUGCCCCAACUGCAUCCGGCUGAAGAAGAAGAUCCGGGAGCUGCAGGCCGAGUUAGACAUGCUGAGAUCUGGGAAGUUACCUGAGCCACCUGUGCUACCGCCCCAGGUACCCGAGCUCCAAGAGUUCUCAGACCCCACAGCUUCAGAAAGCAUCAUCUCUGUUCCCACCAUCAUGGAGGACGAUGACCAAGAGGUGGAUUCUGCUGAUGAAUCAGUUUCCAAUGACAUGAUUGCUGCUACAGACGAGCCUUCCAAAAUGUCUUCUGCGACAGGCCGGAGGAUACGACGGUUCAAGCAAGAGUGGCUUAAAAAAUUUUGGUUUCUGCGGUACUCCCCGACACUGAAUGAAAUGUGGUGCCACGUCUGUAGGCAGUACACGGUGCAAUCCUCUCGGACUUCAGCCUUCAUCAUUGGCUCAAAGCAGUUCAAGAUACACACAAUAAAGCUUCACAGCCAGAGCAACCUCCACAAGAAGUGCCUGCAGCUUUACAAGCUCAGGAUGCACCCAGAGAAGACAGAAGAGAUGUGCCGAAAUAUGACCCUGCUCUUCAAUACAGCCUACCACUUGGCCCUGGAGGGCAGGCCGUACUACGACUUUCGGCCUCUGGCAGAACUACUGAGAAAGUGUGAACUCAAGGUGGUGGAUCAAUACAUGAACGAGGGAGACUGCCAAAUCUUAAUCCACCAUAUCGCCCGGGCCCUUCGAGAGGACCUGGUUGAACGCAUCCGACAGUCUCCCUUCCUCAGCAUCAUUCUGGAUGGGCAGAGCGAUGACUUGCUUGCAGACACAGUUGCGGUUUAUGUACAGUACACGAGCAGUGAUGGGCCUCCAGCAACUGAAUUCUUGUCUCUUCAGGAACUGGGUUUUUCUACUACAGACAGUUACCUCCAAGCAUUGGACAGGGCUUUUUCCAGCUUGGGAAUACGAUUGCAGGAUGAGAAGCCAACUAUUGGCUUGGGAGUGGAUGGUGCUAACAUUACCGCCAGCCUGAGGGCCAACUUGUUCAUGACAAUCAGAAAGACCUUGCCCUGGCUUCUCUGCCUGCCCUUCAUGGUGCACAGGCCCCACUUGGAAAUUUUGGAUGCAAUCAGUGGGAAGGAACUGCCAUGCCUGGAGGAGCUAGAAAACAAUUUGAAGCAACUGCUCAGUUUCUAUCGUUACUCUCCCCGACUCAUGUGUGAGUUGAGGGUCACUGCUGCCACUCUGUGUGAGGAAACUGAGUUCUUGGGGGACAUUCGAGCAGUGAAGUGGAUCAUUGGAGAGCAGAAUGUGCUCAAUGCUCUAAUCAAGGAUUACCUUGAGGUUGUGGCCCAUCUCAAAGAUGUCAGUGGCCAGACCCAAAGGGCAGAUGCUUCCGCCAUUGCCUUGGCCCUCCUGCAGUUCCUGAUGGACUAUCAGUCGAUUAAACUCAUUUACUUCCUGCUGGAUGUGAUUGCUGUGCUUUCACGCCUCGCCUACGUCUUCCAGGGGGAGUACCUUCUUGUGUCGCAGGUGGAUGAUAAAAUAGAGGAGGCCAUCCAGGAGAUCAGCCGGCUAGCUGACUCGCCCGGGGAGUACUUGCAGGAAUUUGAGGAAAACUUCCGUGAAAGCUUUAAUGGCAUUGCUGUGAAAAAUCUACGGGUGGCUGAAGCCAAAUUCCAGUCAAUCAGAGAAAAGAUCUGCCAGAAGACCCAGGUGAUCCUAGCCCAAAGGUUUGAUUCCCGUAGCCGGACUUUUGUGAAGGCCUGUCAGGUAUUUGACCUUGCAGCUUGGCCCAGAAGCACUGAUGAGCUCAUGAGCUAUGGGAAAGAGGAUAUGGUACAGAUAUUUGAACACCUGGAGACAGUCCCAUCAUUUUCUAGAGAGGUUUGCAGAGAGGGGAUGGACACCCGAGGGAGCCUGCUGAUGGAGUGGCGAGAACUCAAGGUGGAUUAUUAUACCAAAAAUGGUUUUAAAGACUUGCUCAGUCACAUUUGUAAAUACAAACAGAGAUUCCCCCUCCUAAAUAAAGUAGUUCAGAUCCUCAAAGUCCUUCCCACCUCAUCAGCCUGCUGUGAGAAGGGGCGCAGUGCCCUGCAAAGAGUGCGCAAAAACAACCGCUCUCGGCUGACGCUGGAGCAGCUCAGUGAUCUCUUGACGAUUGCCGUGAACGGGCCGCCCAUCGCCAGCUUUGAUUGCAAAAGGGCGCUCGAUAGUUGGUUUGAGGAGAAGUCAGGCAAUAGUUACGCGCUGUCAGCCGAAAUGCUGAGCAGGAUGUCAUCUCUUGAUCAGAAGCCCAUGUUGCAGAGCAUGGACCAUGGUUCUGAGUUUUACCCUGAUAUUUAGGAAGGAAUGCCUCAGAUCAGAAAGCUGUUGAAUAAUUUUUUUAAAUCUAUACUCUAAACUUUGAUAUAUUAUAUAAAAAUAUAUAUAUAUUAUAUAUAAAGGAAAAACCCACACUGAAAAUUUAAAAGUUAAGACGAUGUGCGUCUGAUAGAAGCUAAGCAGAAUUUUAAAGAUUGAGACCAUGUUUAGACAUUUACUGGUGUCUCCAACCAUGGCAGCUGCAGUGUAGGUGGCAACAUUUCAUUCUGUAGAAGCAUGUGCUGGGGCCAUACUCUACAUGUUCAAACCUAAUGAUCUAUAAGCUAGACGACGGGUCUUUGUCAGCCUCCUCCUCCCUCCCAGCAGUUUCGUUGUAUGUGUGUUAUUGGUUUGUUGGUUUGGUUUUUUGUGUUGUUUUGUUUUGGGGUUGUUUGUUUGGUUUUUCCCUCUCAGUUAUAAUCUCUGCCUCUCUUUCAGUUGUUGAGUCCAGUUAUUGAGCCAUUUGAGCCUUUUGUUGAUGUCUGUCAGAUGUCUAAUUUCCGACAGAGCAUCCCGUGCGUUUAUGUUGCCUCCAGCUAUCCAGCUCCAGCCAGUUCUCUUUGCUUGAGUAGGAGCUUUCUUUACUUGCAGAGGUUGCUGGCAGGAGGGAAAGGCUGGGGGUUUUUCUUCUGAUUUAGAAACAAACACCUCCACUAAACUGUGAUGCCCCUUUCUCAGUUCUCCAUACUUUUGGGCUGUAGAGUAAUAUUUGGCUUUCAGCUCCUUUUAUGAUAACUGUAGUACCAGUCUACCAUACAUAUAUUAUAACAUGAUGUCAUGUGCAGACUAUAAAAUAGCAAAAUAGAGAAGGCAGGGGGAAAUUUUUGCAUUUAUAUUUUUAUAUUGUAGGAGAAAAAAAAAUAUAUAUAUACAACUAUUCAUUCAAAACCAGGGCUGCUGUGGAAGCUAGACAGCCAAUGAGUCAAGAGCCAUCUCUAGGCAGAGAUUCAAAGGCUUAAAAAAUUAUAUUCUAAUUUACAUUAUUUAUACUAUGUCUUUAUAAUCCUAGAUUGUUGUGGGGUUUUUGUUUUGUUUUGUUUUGUUUGGAAUGACUGAAAGAAAAACCUGCUGCAGUUUGGUAGCAGGAGCUAUCAAUGCAAGAUUAUCUUGGAGUAUAUUCAUGUGAUGAUGUCCUACAAAGGUUCACGUAUUCUCUUGUGACCAAGAUAACAUGUUCCACAGCACAGCAGACUGAUGAUAGCAGGAAGGGUCUUCUGCUUCUUCCUGUGAAAUGCUUCUUCCUUUCUUGAAGGGAUGCAGAGUCCAGCUGAAAUGUGAGUGGAGGACUUGCACCUUCAAUCACAAAGAGAUUGUUCUGUGGGCUUGGGGUUCUUCUUUUUUUUUAUUCCUUUAAAGUAAACGAGCUCCAGGCAUUCACACCAUAUCACUUCAGGUUACAAAAGAAAACAACAACAACAAAAAAAAAAAGAAAAAAGAAAAAACCCACACACAAAAAAAAAAGAGCAACAACCAAAAAACAAACAACAACAACAAAAAAAAAAACA
Molecule: messenger RNA, 5497 nt
Organism: Apus apus (common swift)
Lineage: Eukaryota; Metazoa; Chordata; Aves; Apodiformes; Apodidae
Gene: PRDM11
Product: PR/SET domain 11
Exons: 3
Coding region: 1116-3974 (952 amino acids)
Cellular component (GO): nucleus
Molecular function (GO): protein binding
Source: RefSeq, a predicted model, not a curated record